Rana temporaria (common frog) is the source of this 7893-nucleotide messenger RNA. RefSeq names its product zinc finger FYVE-type containing 26 (gene ZFYVE26). Bases 184 to 7674 code for a protein of 2496 amino acids. The transcript has 39 exons. Gene Ontology annotation, molecular function: metal ion binding; phosphatidylinositol-3-phosphate binding. Lineage: Eukaryota; Metazoa; Chordata; Amphibia; Anura; Ranidae. Gene Ontology annotation, cellular component: midbody; lysosomal membrane; centrosome. The record is from RefSeq and is a predicted model, not a curated record. Gene Ontology annotation, biological process: regulation of cytokinesis; double-strand break repair via homologous recombination; mitotic cytokinesis.
GGUAUAAUCUAUGGAAGCUAUUGUAAACUGAGCAGCCGCAAUACACCGUUAACUGUCACGUGACUAUGGGUUCCUCUGUAUCACAUGACAUUGUUAGUCACGUGAGGCUUUCCGUCACUCUGUAAGGAAGAUCACGGUGCAGAUGUGAGGGCUCGGUACCCGUGUAACGUCGUUGUUGGAAUUAUGGCGCACUCGUUCGGGGAGGAAGAAGUGGCUUCUAUGAGAUCUAUGCGCAAAAUCCUCUACCUGUGCCUUCGAAGAGGACACUGGGAGCUCGCAAGGGCCUGCCUGCCUGCUUUACAUAGGAGUCCCAAAGCGGGCGAGAUAGAGGACGUAGUAAGAAGUCUUGUUACAGCGCCGCAGUUGCUGCAAUGCACUGAAAGCCUCACUUCUCAGCAGGUGGCCUGGUUCUGGCUUAAUGCACUGGAAAGUUGGCUUCUAAGACCAUGUAAGCGGCUGCCAUUUAAUUUCCAAGAUGAACCUGCAUUUCUUCUGCUCUUGCAAGAUCUUACAAAUCAAGUUUCCCAACAAACCAUGAAGGAACUCUAUGAGUUAUUUUUACAUCGUUGGAAUGAUACAAAGGCAUGCAGAAGAGAAAUCUCAGCUCACACAGUAUCGUCUCUCCGUGAGAACUUGGCUCAAGACACGGAAUUAAUACAAGCACUCUUGAGUUUUCUUCUGGUGGAUGACGGUCAUUCCAUGGAAUUUGAAUAUAAUUGUCAUCUCCUAAAUAUCCCUGUGGACUUCAUUUUAGACUUGUUGACCUCUCUUCAGGAACAUCACCAGACUGAGGCACUAUUUUCUCAAACUGUGAAUUUGAUCUACAAGAUCUUAAACAUCAUGUGCUUUGAUUUGAAUCUCCAAGCAAGUGAACUCAAACAUUUAUGUACUAAACUCUUCACAGCCUCCUGGGUUAAAGAAUAUAUUUCAGAGGAGCAAGUUCAGGCAUCUAUACUCAGGAAGCAGAAUGCCAGUUUGGUUUCUCUGUAUAGCAGUGUCAUCAAUGAGAAAACAAAGACAUAUGUUACUGCACAGAUCUCUUCAGGAAAAGUUUCUUCUCCAGAGCUCACAGAUGCUGAGAAAGCAAUCAUUACUUUCUUUUGUGAAACUCGGCAGUCAGGUUUAUGGAUGAAGGUCUUUUUCUACUGCCUCUGCACUGGAAAACACUUUUUGGAGCAAAUACUGCUUAGUGCCUUGAUUCUUCUGAAAGUAGAAGAUUUUUCCACUCUUGGUGAGCUGCUAUCAAAUGAGUUUAAACCUUUAAGACGUCUUCUUGUGCUGCUGGGAUGGACCCAUCUCCAGAGUAUAGAGUCUGCUAAAUCACUGCUGCUCAGACUUCAUAAUAAUACGGAAAUAUGCAAUGACUCCAUAUUAAAAGAAUUUUGUGAUGGUCUUUCAUUUCAAGUGGAAGUUGUAGAAUGGUGUAUAGAACAAAACAGUCACUGUGUUGCCAAGAAAGAUCUAUUGCAUUACUUGAAUAGUCUGGACAGCCAUUCUGGUCUUUACAUCCUUCAUAAUCUGACUAACUUGCCAAAGCUAAAUGAAGAAGAUGUCUUUAGACUUUUCCACAAAGGACUCUCAUCUGGAAAAAAUGAAGUUUCUGUAAAUCAGAGGGAAGCACAUGACCUGGCACAGCAACGAAGCACUGUUAUGUUUCAGGCAUUUUGUGGAUUAAAGUAUGCAAUGUAUGCCCUUUGUAUCCAAGCUAAUAAACGUGCUCAGGGCAGGAACAGUAAUGCCAACCAAAUGGAUGGAUCUCUUGUGGAUGCAGAAUUUCUGAAAGAACCUGGCAGGGAGAACUGUCUCUCUCAAGUCUCAGACCCCAUAGGCCUUUUUUUACAGUAUUUCACAAAAUGUGGUUAUUAUUUAUGUCUGCUGCCUCCUCGACUGAAGCUGGAGCUUGUGGAGAACAUUUUCUCGUUAAUGUUUGCGUCACUGAAUGAUUUGGCACCAGAGACUCCACUGGUUGAUGUCUGUUCCAUGGAAGAGAUUAAAAAAGACACAGGUGUAAAUGUUGGUAGACCUGGGAACUUGGACAUCAAUAUUGAUACGGAAGGGUUGGUGAUAUCACCUUUCAUUAGUCCUCAACAUACUAGUAGCAACCUGAUCAAUAGCAAUAUAACUGAAAGUUUUCAAGAAUUACCAUUUAAUACUACGAAUAACAUUCACUGCACUUUAUGGAACAGUGCUGAGGCGAACUACAUAAACCUAAAACAUUUUACUGCUGGGUUGACUGGAUUUUUAGCUGAUGAAAUUGUAUUGGAUAGCUUCCUAAAAAUGUUGGGAGAACAAGUGGAGCUUAUAAAAAACUCUCUUCAUCCAAAUGGUUUCUCCCUAAAUGAUGAGCAAAGCCUACUUAAGGGUGUAAGUGCACCAAUUUCUUCAGAGGAUUUCAGCAGCAGAGUGGCUAAACUAUCUAAAUAUAUUUUUGAAGCUCAGUGGAGAUACAAGGUGGUCAUGAGCAACAGAAAUGCAGUUUUAGAGAGCAGUACAAGUAAUAUAUCUGUUGGGAGUGAUGUGGACUGCCGCUGUGUGUUACAGCAAAGAAACAAUCUGAUUCCCACGAUGCUUUCUCCACCUGAAUCCCUGCUCAUUUCAUGUAUUUUAAGAACAAAUUAUAGUGAAGCUCAUCAGGUGGCACAAAUGUUUAAUCUUCAAUCAUAUCCAAGCUAUGGUGAGCUGACAUUUAUGGAGUGUUAUCAGGAGGUCAUAGGUGAGCUGUCAAAGGUGGAAAAAAAAAUAGAAAAUCAAAGUUCAGAGACGGCCAUCAGAAAAACAAUAAAUAGUCGUUCUACUUUACAAGCAAUAGGAAAUGCAGCAGCUGCAGGAAUGGUGUUCUAUUCUAUAUCUGAUGUAACAGACAAGCUAGUUGCUCUUGCUGAAAGUUCAGUACCAACAUUACAGGAGGACCUCUGGAUCAGAAGCACAUGCUUAGAAAAAGUUGAUCUGUGGAAAACUGUAGUUGAAGAGUUGAUUCCAGCAGCUAUGGCAGCAUUUGAUUUGGCUUGUACCCAAGCCCAUCUUUGGAAAACAUGCAAGCAGCUACUAGAAACAUCAGAGAGGAAUCUGCUUACCAGCAUUGAAGCACAGGGACGGAGAGCAGAUAUAGUUAUGGAACAUACCGAAGGUAUUAAGGGUUUCCAGGCUGUUCUUCAACAAAUUAAUAAACUCAUGAACUACCCAAGCAUACUUCAGGCACAGACUGAAUUAGAGGAGAAGCUAAGCAGCCUGUUCAAGUGCAGCGUCACAGAGAUUUUACAUACAUGUUAUUCAGUGCUCCAAGAUGAGUACCUGGUUUGUCAUAUCAUCCUGGAUUAUGAACUGGAACAAAUUCUUGUGCAACUGAAAGCUGUGAUCAAAUCCCAGGAACUAAAAGGAAAUAUUGUGCAGUCAUUGCUAGACCAGCUGGGUAUGAAGCCACAAGAAGUUCAAAUCAAUCCUGUCUGCAAGCAGAUAAUUCUUCUCUUGGAAAACUUUGAUAAGAGAGCACACUCACUAAACAUGGAAAACUAUACAUUUGAUCAUGUUCAUAAUUUUUUUACAUACAUUGACACUCUGGCAAAAGUUAUUGUUCAAAGUAUAAAUUCAGACUUGGAGUCAUCAUUGGAUCUGAAGAUGGGCAAUCCUUUCAUUCUUCUGCAACAAAAACCUUCCCAGUUGAUCUCCUAUUUGGUGUUUGAGCGUCAAGUCCCUCCUGAAAGGUUGUCAAUGUUGCUGAAGAAAGAAAAACUGGAAUUAAAUGUUAAACAAGUGAUUGUGGAUUACUGCUGUGAAGCUUUGUCUUUUAGCCAUCCCAGAAAACCCAAUGAAGCACAAUCCCUUGCAAGCAGUGUUCAGCAACUGAUGCAACAAAGUCUGGAAAUGUGUUAUCCUGACAUUUACAUCACAUUUUCUACAUGGACUAAGGACUCUGAGGACAUUGUACAGAAUAGUCCAAAUUCUUCCACUUCUGACUACUGCCAGUACUCACUCACAUUAUCUGCCUUAAACUUUUUAAAAAACAAAUCUAAUGCAACAGCAGUUCUAGCAUGUUUAAGUGUUGUUAAAAGUUCUAAACCACCCAAGUCAGGACUGUCAUGGAUGGAUUUAAGAAGCAGUAGGAAAGAAAGUCCUUUAGACAUUGACACUAUUUCUGUGGAAUGUGACUUGAUGCUUGCAGAGUUUCCAGUUUUUCAGAGGUAUAUCAAUUUAAUGUCUGCACCUUUUUGGGAGAUUUUUCCAGAUGCAAGUUCACCAAGCAGUUCUUUGUGUGGCAAGCCAUAUUCUGCCUUAGUUUUUUUAGGGCUUCACUUUUCCUCUUCUUCUGUUGCUGUAAUUGAAGCAUUUAAAGAAGCACUUUUAAAGAAAAAUUGGACAAAUGCAUUACAGAUUAUGAAUCACUAUACUUGCAACAUUGAUGAUCUUGAAGAGGUCAGAGAUGCGCUUCUUUGCUGUGCAGCUGCAGAAGAAAUGAAUGGCUGGAAAUAUAUUUUUGCUGUUAAAAAUUCCACACUGAGAAUCAGACUAGCUCUUUCUUUCUUGGACAAAUGGCCAUUGGAUUCUUGCAGGGAGUUGCUGUCCUAUUGUUUAUGUGAAACUGAUAUUGAAGAAAAUCUUAAAAUGGAUCUUAAAAAUAAAAGGAAAGAAGUGGAAGUGUAUAGAAAGAUUCUAUUUCUGAAAGAAGAUAUAGCUUGGUCAAGCAGGCAAGAGUUAAAGGAAGAUUGUUUCAAGGAUCCAGAGGCCAUAAUUCAAAUUAUCUUAAAAACUAAGGAUUAUAAGUUAUGUGAAGACUGGGGGCUGUUUUAUCCGAUUCCAAAGGAUCUUUUCAGAGAUGUUUACAUUGACCAUUUGCUGCAUCUUCUAGACAACAAAGACACAGAAAGAUCUCUCCAGUUAUUAAAAAGAGUUGAUGACAAGAAUCUGCAGCUGGCUGUCAUUGAUCAGGCUCUACUUCAGGAUCCAUGUAUAUUUGCUAUACAUUUUUUGUCAGAGUACUUGGUACUUCAUUUUAAAAACGACCUUCUGGAAAUGCGUUGGUGGAAAAUAAGAAACACAUACAUGGGAUCGAAGGUUUUGCUAGCACUUCCAGAAGCUGCACAAUCCACCUAUGUGCAUCUAAUUUCAAGUCCUUUGCUAAUGCUGGAGCAGUUACUGAUGAAUAUGAGGAUAGACUGGAUUGCUACGGUGGUGCAGACUCUGAAGCAGCUUGUUAAUGAGCCAGACUCAAUAUUUUCAACCGAAGAUGUGGACAAAUUGCUCUGCAUUUAUGCAGGAAAAGCUUUGGAUGUGCCAUUUUCAUUCAGAGAAAAAAGUGAUUCUGUGAAUCGAAUUCCAGAAGGCAACAGCCAGUCAGCAGAACUAGAAACCAUUGUUUCAUCUUCACAAGCAGACCAGCUAUCUUCUACGUUCUUUGUUGGUCUUCCUGAUAAAGGACAAAGGCGAAGUAAACCUUCCCCAGAAUUUGUACCUCCAGAAAAACCUCCAACCAAAAUGCAGUGGAUUCCAGACGACACUGAAGUUACCUGCAUGGUUUGUAAGAAUGAGACAUUCACUAUGUUCAAUCGCAGACAUCACUGUAGGCGAUGUGGUAGGUUGGUAUGCAGUUCCUGCUCAAUGAAGAAGAUGGUCGUGGAAGGCUGUCGAGAAAACCCAGCUCGUGUGUGCGAUCAAUGUCACAAUUAUUUCUCUACAAAUGAUUCCAAAACAGAGGAAGACUUGGAGUACAUGGAAGAAAAACCAGGUGAAGGUCGUGAUCUUUCAGAAGUCCUUAGAUUGUCUAAAGCUGCUGAAUUUCAGUGGUGUCUAACAUUAAAUGAAGCUGAAAAUGAAGUUGAAAGGAGAGAGUUUUAUUAUGAACAGGCCCCAAGUGCUUCACUCUGUUCAGCCAUACUUAGCUUGCACUCUAAAAGUGAUGAAUGUGGAUACCAACUCAUUGAACGCUGCUGUCUUCUAUCAAAGGGGUUAACUAACCCAGAGAUGGACAGUCGACUUCUUCUUGACAUCAUGAAAAAUUUGCUGUUCAGUGCCAAGAUGAUAUUUGUCAAAGUUGCAAGAAGUCAUGAUCUUGCCCUUUGUGACAGUUACAGCAGCAAGGUGGAUUUACUGAAGAUUUUAGUGACCGCUUCCUAUCAGGAUAUUCCUUCACUUCAUGAGAUCGUUAGACCUGCUGCAGUAGUAAGGCUGCGAAAUCAGCUCCUAGAAGCGGAGUAUUACAGUUUAGCAAUAGAGGUAUCUACAAAAACAGGGCUUGACCCUUCUGGUGUGUGGCAUGCCUGGGGUAUGGCUUGUCUGAAGUCUGACAAUUUGCCCGGUGCAAGAGAAAAAUUUAGUAGGUGUAUUAAGGCUCCCUUGGAUCUGAACCACAAGAAUGUUGGAUCUAAGCUUCUGGAAGAUGUUAUUCAGCAUCUGGAAUCUGCAGCCAAGCCAAUUUUGUUGGUGAAAGAUGAUGACUAUUUUGCUACAUUAAAAGAAUUAGAAUGUACUCUGAAAGCACGAUGCCUUUGGUAUGAAAUGAUGCCAGAGGGAAAGAUACAAAAUAACACGUAUUAUCAGGAGUGUCUGUAUUACUUGCACACGUAUGGCACAAACCUUGGAAUCAUACAGUUCUAUAUGAGACAUGACCUAAUGAGAGAUGCAUUACUUCAUUUAUUAAACAAGGAAUGCCCAGGAGACAUUUUUAUUGAAGGUAUAUUUGUACCAAGUUAUGAACAUGGUAAAUUACAUACCCUUGAAACCAUGUUAGAAUCUAUUGACCCUAGUCUGGAGAGUUGGAGCGCCUACCUCAUUGAAGCCUGUAAACAUCUGCAAAUGAAAAAUUUCUACAACAUCUUGUAUGAAAUCCAACAGUUUAUGAAAGACCAUGUGCGUGCAGCAAUGACCUGCAUACGUUUUUUCUCUUACAAUGCUAAGACCUACAAUGAUUUGGGUGCUAAUCAGAAGUGGCUGGCAAAAUCCAAGGAGCACCUAAAAAUAUAUUUGCAAGAAGUAUCCAGAAGCAACAGAAAAAAAUCGUUUGACACAUUUAGAAAAAAAAUGUCUACAGCUGAUAUUUCCAGGCACAUUAAUACUAUUGAACUUCAGAUGGAGAUCACAAAAUUCCUUCAGAGGUGUGAGAAUUUGGAAACUGAUCAAAGCCAUAACAAACCCCCUCCAACUCUUUUUGGCCACAAUAAUAUGAUAGUAGAUGCGGCCUUUAGAGUCAUUUUAGGGGGAAAGAAUGUAGAAGAAGGAUUUGGCAUUGCUUUUAGGGUCAUUCAGGACUUUCAGCUUGAUGCCUCCUUGGUGUACAGCAAAGUGUGUAAGCAGCUUGUAUAUCGACAGAAUUACUCAGAAAUAUUGCAGCUUGUCAAGUGUGUUAAUGAGUCUGGUAUUGCGGCAGAAAAGGAUUGUGAUCAAAUAUUACUAAGAUGUAUUGAAGAAAUGUCAGAAUUGCCUUCAGAUGAACUUGAGAAGUUAAUCCAAGGAAUGAAAAGUGAUGAAUCAAAGAUAAAGGCUUUCUUGGCUUGUCGGAUGAUGAGAUCUGCCUACUUAACUGCAGUUAAACAAGAACAGGAAAAAGCUAUUCAACUAGUACAGGAGGUUUGGCAAGUGGCACACAAUUUGCAUGACAGUGUGGUCCAAGGAAUCUGCUCCAAGUGGCUUGUUGAACACCCCCCACUUUCACAAGAAGGGCAGUAUUACACAUUACGAAAAUAAAUGUGCUCAUAUAUCAGAACUUCAUUUUGGUUAAUUCCGCUUUGUGCGAUCAUCAAGACUCUCAAUACUGACUAUAGAACUUAUCGCUCAUAAUAGGUAUACAGAAAUAUUUUUUUAUUGCUUUCAAAACAGAUGAAUACUUUGCUUUAUUCUUUGAACACGAUUUCUAUGGACAAGAAUUCUAUGAAAAAGAGAGACCUGUUUGUGAUUUUUUUUUUU